UCCAAACUGUUUAUGGCCUUCUAUCCUAUAUAUACAGAGUGAUUUCCUCACACAUUUAAACGUCUCUGCAGUUCAGUCCUGUUCCUGUGCUGAUGAUUACUGAAGGGUUACACAUCAAAAUCAAUAUAAAAACAUUCAUUCAUUCAUCCUCAGCAUAAACAUGAACUAACAGAACAUGAGCAGGACCAGCAGUAAACUAGAAACUAAACACUAUCAACACUACAAAUGACAAACACUUGACAAAGAAACACAGAGAAACCAAAACUUAAAUGGAGGAGCUAAUGAGGUGCUAGAAGAAACAGGUGAUCCUGCUGGGUCUUCAUGGCCAGACUGUGUAACAGCUUCUUACCCAAUGCCAUCGGACCCCUAUAUACUCAGAGACUGGACUGACACACACACACACACACACACACACACACACACGUUCUGAGCAGUGACUCAGCACUGAUAUUAUAGACUCUCUCUCUCUCUCAUCUAAUCUCUGGCGUCUCAUUGGCUGAGAGCUCUGACCCAACCGUCUCGUGUUCUGUCAAAUUCCAUGAUGUGUGAGAGAGCGAGAAACAGUAUGGGAGAGAGUGACCAGGCAAUGAGAGAGAGAGAGAGAGAGAGAGAGAGAGCGCAAAAGAGAUUGAGAGAUGCAGUGGAAUUAAAGAUGACGUACAGUAUGGAGAGAGGUUUAUCUCUGUUCCUUUACUAAUCCCCAUCUGAGCUGCGAGUCUUGUGUGUGUUACAGCUUCACUUCCCUGCAGUGGAACAGAAACUGAAGCAUCAGAAUAAAAACAUCAGCCUGGAUUUCCAUCAUCAUCAUCAUCAUCAUCAUCACUGAACAAACAGUUUUUCCAGUUUCAUCUCCAUCAUUCCCCCUAAACAUGUCGUCAUUUAUAACUACAUCUCGAGAGGCCACACCUCCUAUGCUGAGACUGACACAGAGGCCACACCUCCUUCCUUGGGACAGACAGAGGUCACUAGUCCUUCACUGGGGCAGACACUGGGACAGACAGAGGCCACGACUCCUUCGCUGAGACUGACACAGUGUAGAGGCUGAGAUCUGCAGUGUGUGUGUGUGUGUGUGUGUGUAUGCAGGAUGGCGAGUGAUGACUCUGAGCUCUGCUCCCGCCCGAGUCCUGUAGUGCAUCACAUUGAUAAACACUUCCUGAUGUGCAGCAUCUGUCUGGAUCACUACCACAAACCCAAAGUGCUGCCGUGUCUCCACACCUUCUGCCAGAGGUGUCUUCAGAGCUUCGUCCCUGUCCACAGCCUAACUCUGUCGUGUCCUGUCUGCCGCCAGACCUCUGUCCUUCCAGAGAAGGGUGUGGCAGCGUUACAGAGCAACUUCUUCAUCACCAACCUGAUGGAGCUGCUGAAGAGUCAGGACAUCGAUCUCGGAGACGAGGACAUCAACACUUUGAGCACGGAGCCACAGCUGUCCUGUCCAAACCAUGGAGCAAAUGUGAUGGUGUUUUACUGUCCCGUGUGUGAGACAGUCGUGUGUGAGGCAUGCAGCAGUGAUGAGCACGCCCAACAUGUGACCGCCCCUAUCACACAGGUCCUCACACAGCACAGAGCUUCACUGAUGCAGCAGCUAAACUCCGUCAGGAGCAGACUUCCGGAGAUCGACUCGGCACUGCAGAAGCUGUCUGAGAUCCUGCAGCAGUUGACCAGUCAGAAGAGCUCAGUCGAGGAGAAAAUCCACACCACCUUCAGUGAGCUGCAGAAGGUGCUGGAUAUGCGUAAGAGUGUGCUGCUGAUGGAGGUGGAGGUGAACUACACCCUCAAACACAAGGUGCUUCAGGCACAGUUAGCGUUGUUGCUGCAGGAGCAGGAGGGCAUGAGCAGCAGCUGCAGUCUGACUGAACGGGCAUUACGCACUGGCUCUGAGGGUGAGGUGCUGCUGGUGGAGAAGCAACUGAGCGAGUGUUUAAGUGACCUGGCGACUCGUGAACUUCCUCUGCGGCCUGAAGAGAACGGUCAACUGAGCUUCACAGCAGAGACCGAUGGUCUUUGCAGCUCCAUCCGCCGUCUGGGUUCCAUCAUCACUGGCAGCGCAGUGGCAGGAGAGACGAUGGCGAGUGGCGAGGGACUGCGGCGCUGCGUGGUGGGCCAACCCACGUCCAUCACCGUCACCUCUAAGGACAGAGAUGGCAGGUUGUGCCAGACAGGGGGCGCUCCUCUCUCAGCUGAGCUGAAUGGUGCAGACGGUACACUGGUGGGAGAAGGUGAAGUUGUAGACCACAGAGAUGGCACCUAUGACAUUCUGUACACGCUGGCACAUGAGGGACAAUACAUGCUUGUACUUCGCCUGUAUGGACAGCACAUCCGCGAGAGUCCCUUCAGCAUCCGUGCCACCAAGCACAUGCAGGAAUCCGACACCAACGGUGCCAAGAGAUGGCUGAAGUCACCAGGAAGCUCCCACAUGAAACAGAGAGCCAUCAAGCGACACGGCAGCAUGUACAGCUCGGGCAGGGGCAAGGGGAACGGCAUCGAGGACGACCUCAUCCUCCGAAUCGGUACAGAAAAGGGCUAUGAAGGAGGGGGAACCUGCUGUGUCAUUAUAGGGACGAAAGGGAGAAAUAAGGGAGAAUUUGCCAAUCUGCAGGGCGUGGCCGCUUCAGACACUGGAAAAGUUUUAAUAGCAGACAGCAACAAUCAGUGUGUUCAGAUAUUUUCUAAUGACGGACAGUUUAAGAGUCGUCUCGGUGCACGGGGUCGCUCUCCGGGGCAACUCCAACGGCCCACCGGCAUCACCAUCCACCCCAACGGUGACAUCAUCAUUGCAGACUAUGACACCAAAUGGGUCAGCAUUUUCUCCAGCGAUGGUAAAUUUAAGAGUAAGAUCGGCUCCGGGAAGCUGAUGGGUCCCAAAGGCGUGUCUGUGGACAGAAACGGGAACAUCAUCGUAGUGGAUAAUAAAUCCUGCAGCAUCUUCGUCUUCCAGCCGAACGGCAAACUCAUCCGCAAGUUCGGCACUCGUGGAAAUGGAGACAAACAGUUUGCAGGUCCCCACUUUGCAGCAGUGAAUCAGAAUAAUGAGAUUAUUGUCACUGAUUUCCACAAUCACUCAGUAAAGGUGUUUAAUGCGGAGGGAGAGUUCCUGUUGAAGUUUGGCUGUAGCGGUGAGGGAAAUGGUCAGUUUAACGCCCCCACAGGAGUCGCUGUGGAUUUAAAAGGAAACAUCAUCGUAGCCGAUUGGGGAAAUAGCCGGAUACAGGUGUUUGACAGCAGCGGCUCGUUCCUGUCCUUCAUUAACACUUCAGCAGAUCCACUGUUUGGCCCUCAGGGUCUCACCAUCACCUCAGACUCUCACGUCCUUGUAGCUGAUUCAGGAAACCACUGCUUUAAAGUUUACCGCUACCUCCAGUGACACUCCUCAACCCUCCAUCCACUCAUCCCUCCAUUCCAUAAUACCAUCAUCCUGUCACCACGCCAUCCCUCUAUUUUCAUUAUUCUGAUCAUGACCUGAUAGCACUGUUGCCUUUCCACAGUUUUCAGGAUUAUUAACCACCUGAACUGCACAGAGGGAGAAAUCAAAUGGGCUAAAUGUAAAUACUGAAGUUAAAAAACAACACAGAAAAAUUCUAUUAUAAAUUUAUUAAUGAAUUUCUUGAUUUUUUAUUUAUUUUAAGAUUUGUUUGGAUUUAUACUAGGACAAUUCAGGACUAGGACAAUCUCAGCUGCACAUACAGAGAGUUAGAGUCUCUCAGUGUCCAGUAGAUGUCGCUAUUCUCUGAGUUUUCACAGCUCUGUGCUCAGUAACAAAUUAAUUCACCUGCUCCUGCUGUACAUUAAUUUCUCUGAUUAUUAAAUUAUUUUAAAUCU
Ictalurus furcatus (blue catfish) is the source of this 3816-nucleotide messenger RNA. RefSeq names its product tripartite motif containing 2a (gene trim2a). Gene Ontology annotation, molecular function: protein binding; zinc ion binding; ubiquitin protein ligase activity. The transcript has 14 exons. Gene Ontology annotation, biological process: proteasome-mediated ubiquitin-dependent protein catabolic process; protein polyubiquitination; negative regulation of translation. Lineage: Eukaryota; Metazoa; Chordata; Actinopteri; Siluriformes; Ictaluridae. The coding region runs from base 1085 to 3361 and encodes 758 amino acids. The record is from RefSeq and is a predicted model, not a curated record.